AUGUUGUCUUCCGGCAUGGUUGGUGAAAAAGGCAUGACUUCUUCAGCAUCAGGAGUGUUCGAUAGUUAUAACGAUUCAAUGUUGUCUUCCGAGAAGGGUGUUGCUGUGGUUGGAAGUUCAAAUGUUGAUCUCACCUAUAGAGUUCCGAGAUUCCCCAAAUUAGGAGAAACACUCUCUGCUCUCUCAUAUGAACAACAUUUUGGUGGAAAAGGAGCCAAUCAAGCAUUUUGUAUCUCCAAGUUAUCAUCCAAGGAACCACGUGUUGUAUUUGUUUCAGUGGUUGGAAAUGAUUCUUAUGGAAUUGAAAUGAAACAAUAUUACAGGGAGAAUCAUUUCUUUAAUGUUGAUAAAAAUAUUCAUACAGCACAACCUCUCCAUGGACAAGGUACAACAUCAACAACCACAACCACAACAACCACGGAUAGCUCCACUUCAACCAAUACUAGUGGUGGUAGUGGUAGCAACAAUAGUAGUACUACUACUAGCAACAACAUUCCAACCGGUCAAGCACUUAUUUUUGUUGAAAAUGAAUCUGGAAAUAAUUCAAUUGUUCUCAUUGGAGGUUCUAAUGAUUUAUUUAGUAUUGAAAUGGUUGAAAAAUCAUGGGAUGAUAUUUCUCAAUGUCGAGUGGUGGUGUGCCAAAAUGAAACACCUCUUCCUACUACUUAUUACACAUUGAAAAGAGCAAAACAAGAAGGGAUUAUUACAAUAUUCAAUGUUGCACCUGCUUUGAAUAUGUUGAAUUUACCUGAAUCUUUUAGUGAUCUACCAAAAUAUGUAGAUUAUUUAAUUUGUAAUGAAAGUGAAGCACCUAUUGUGAUUGGAAAGAAUGAUAUGAGCACAGAUUUUGUUCAACAAGAUUCUCUCAUUGAAGGAAUGUGUCGAGAAAUUCAAGAAAAAUUAAACAUUCCAAAUGUGAUCAUUACUUUGGGUGAAAAGGGUUGUGCAGCCUUGUAUUCCUACCAGAGCGAUAGUAAUACUAGUACAACAACAGAUCAAGAGAGAAAUGUUGAAAUGAUGACUACUACUACUAGUACUACUACUACAACAUCCAAUGAUACUUUACAAUUCAUUCAUGUGAAAGGUAAAAAAGUGGAUCAUGUCGUAGAUACAACUGGAGCAGGAGAUGCUUGGGUGGGAUCUUUUGCCUAUUUCAUUUCAUGUGAUAUUCCAAUACCAGAUUCCAUGGAAUUGUCUAAUUUUAUUGCAUCCAUUACGGUACAACAUGCAGGUGCUCAAUUAUCUUACAACUCACUUUCUCAAGCCACCAUUUUAGAUAAAUUGUAG
This is a messenger RNA of Naegleria lovaniensis, 1287 nucleotides long. RefSeq lists its product as uncharacterized. The transcript is spliced from 3 exons. Gene Ontology annotation, biological process: D-ribose metabolic process. NCBI's taxonomy places the organism in Eukaryota, Heterolobosea, Eutetramitea, Acrasida, Naegleriidae. The record is from RefSeq and is a predicted model, not a curated record. Gene Ontology annotation, molecular function: ribokinase activity. The coding region runs from base 1 to 1287 and encodes 428 amino acids.